UUCUUCGAGCUGUCUUCAUUCACUCUUGCAAGCUUCAUCCCCCGUCCCCUCGCGUACGACGUAAUCAGCUUCCUGGAUGGGGCACAUUAUCUACGUGAUGGCAGAUCGUGACGACGCGAUACCUACAAAAGUGUUCGAUCGUACGAUAGUCACUCGGCAGUGCUUUGCGCGUAAAGGGUCUGCCAAGAUUCGCGGAUGUCGCUUAUAGUUUAUUUUACGAUUCCGACGUAUCGACGACUCUGAAGGGACACCGUAACGAACACCGAGGAUUUAGGCAGACACAAUGGUGACGUCCGCGGGAUGAUCGAGUACGCGACUCUGGUGAUUUUCCUGGUGCUCAGAUAUAAACGGUGAAUGAAAUUUUGAAGUGCCGCGUUACUAAAUCGGAAGCAAUGUCGCUGAGCCGUCGCAUAUCUGGAGUCGUCGCGAUCCUCAGGGGCACGCCGGAAGUUAGGGAAGCCCAGACGUCACGUUCCGACGAGAUCGAUAAAAUAACGACCGUGGACGAAGAGAAGGUCCCUCCUCAAAUGACGCCGCUCGACAGAUUGCAAAUAGUAGUAGAUUGGAUAGGCGUGAACUUGCUUUUGGUUUUUACGAUCAUCGCAGUCCUGCUAGGUCUUAUCCUCGGAUUUCUCGGCCGAUUAGCGAAUCCGUCGCCACUAGUUAUCACACUUGUCAAUUUCCCUGGAGAACUUCUCAUGCGGCUAUUGAAGAUGUUCAUUCUACCGCUGAUCAUCUCAUCGCUCAUCUCCGGAAUGGCACAGCUGGACCCGAAAGGGUCAGGGAGAAUCGGUCUCAGAGCGUUGAUAUAUUAUACCGCAACAACUAUUCUCGCGGCCGUAAUUGGUAUCGUGAUGGUACUGAUGAUCCAUCCCGGUGAUCCCAGGAUCAAAUCUACCGUCAGUGCGCCCAAAGCCGAGAUCACUAAAAUCUCCACGUUAGACGCUAUCCUCGAUAUAAUUAGAAACAUGGUGCCGGAAAAUUUGGUGCAGGCUUGCUUCCAGCAGGCGCAGACGACUUACGUGACGAAGGACGUUGUGGUCAUAGGGAGUACGAAUCGAAGCAAUCAAAUCCUAGAGCCAACGUUAAUAUACAGAGAUGGGACAAACGUGAUGGGAAUAAUAAUGUUCUGCAUCACGUUCGGCCUCCUCGCUGGACAGAUCGGUCCACGUGGACGGUUGAUGGUCGACUUCUUUGUCGUCCUGAACGAUAUAAUCAUGAGACUCGUUACAAUGAUCGUGAUGUGGUAUUCUCCGUUCGGAAUCAUGUGUCUGAUAACUGGAAAAAUAAUGUCAAUUAAGAAUCUUGGAGCAACUGCUCAGAUGUUAGGUCUGUACAUGGUGACGGUCGUGUUGGGCUUACUCAUUCACGCUGUAAUCACUUUACCACUGAUAUUUUGGAUUAUAACGCGGCAGAAUCCGGCCGUAUUCUUUAGGGGUAUGAUGCAAGCUUGGAUCACAGCGUUAGGAACAGCAUCGAGUGCCGCAACUUUGCCCAUAACGUUUCGUUGCCUCGAGGAGAACAAUAAAAUUGAUUCACGCGUAACGCGAUUCGUAGUAGCCGUAGGAGCUACGGUGAACAUGGAUGGUACGGCUCUUUACGAAGCGGUAGCCGCGAUUUUUAUCGCUCAAUUGAACGGAAUUUCGAUGGGAAUCGGCGAAGUUAUAACAGUCAGUCUGACGGCUACCUUAGCGAGCAUUGGGGCUGCGAGUAUUCCCAGCUCGGCUUUGGUUACGAUGUUAAUAGUGCUCACAGCUUUGGGUCUACCAACGAACGAUGUUUCUCUGCUAUUUACCGUUGAUUGGUUAUUGGAUCGAAUCAGAACUUCGAUCAACGUACUGGGCGACGGGUACGGGGCCGGGAUAGUUUAUCAUUUGAGCAAAGAGGAAUUGGAGAGAAUGGAUCAGGAAAAGAAAUUGGAGAUCCUUGAAACGGGGACACCUCUCGAGGAUAUUCCUGAGAAAUCUCGGCGCAGUAGUGCACCUAUCCUCGAGCAAAGUUCCGAAACGAAGAUCUGAUUCGCUAGAAUAUCGACGUAAACGGAAGUAAAUUAAAUUUGUUACGACAUCGUACUGACGCGAAGCUUUAUCCCUUCACUGCCAACUCAAUAUUCGUUUUGUAAAAAUAUGUAUACAUAAUUACAAAUUCUUUUAAGUGUUGAAAGGAAUAUUUUUAAUUGAAAUACGGUAAGAAGGAGUAAAAAGUGAGCUUAUCAAGUACAAAGCAAUAUUAUUGUGAACCACUUGUGUCCGCAGUACAAUAUAUAUGCAAUGAUUUAAGUACUGAUAAGGAUCGAUGGAACAUCGCUGUACAGAGAGCUAAACCUUAGAUUUAUUUUUUAAUUCAGACAUUUAAUUAUGUUUAAAAUAAAUAUGUUUUAAUAGUCCAAUAUUUUAUAAUAAAUGUAAUUAUACGAAAAAAAAAUGUAUCGACGAUGUAUUUAGUAAAUUUUUACCGCAUAAAUCAAUUCACCCUUAUUUCGCUUAUGUAGUAUAUUAUAUCUGUUAAACAAUUAGGGGAGUCGGAGACGAUAUAUAACUGAUAAAAUUAAACAGAUGGAACAGAUGAAAUAAAUGUAUUUUUGAAAGUGUCACAUGUACAGACAUAUACAAUAAAUCGCAUAGUGCUUCA
Molecule: messenger RNA, 2631 nt
Organism: Ceratina calcarata
Lineage: Eukaryota; Metazoa; Arthropoda; Insecta; Hymenoptera; Apidae
Gene: Eaat-2
Product: excitatory amino acid transporter 2
Exons: 9
Coding region: 393-2018 (541 amino acids)
Biological process (GO): L-glutamate transmembrane transport
Cellular component (GO): plasma membrane
Molecular function (GO): neutral L-amino acid transmembrane transporter activity; glutamate:sodium symporter activity; L-glutamate transmembrane transporter activity
Source: RefSeq, a predicted model, not a curated record